AUGGGGAAGAGCCGUGAAUGUACGGCAGCAGUGUGUCGCAAUGAAGUCACACUGGGGAGCGUGGUAGACGCAUUUCUACCAAUUGCUGUUGCCAAAACUCCGUUCCGAAAAGUGGAUGAGUUGGCAAAAGCGAUAACUUUGUGGGAUUCCGACGAAAAAGUGGAGAUAAAAGAAACACUUUCGCGGAAGGACCCGCACAACAUAACCGUUGUAGCAGAGAAGAAAGGAUGGCGAAAAGCCAUUGCAGCUUUGACAAACUGUCCUCAUUGGCAGCAUGCAACGAAAGAAACGUUUGGAACACCCAUGUAUUCUGGGUACCGAGGUAUGCGCAGCGUGAUCCGUUUGCUGAAGCGACCGAGAAAGUUCGAGCAGAAGUGA
This is a messenger RNA of Gongylonema pulchrum, 378 nucleotides long. NCBI's taxonomy places the organism in Eukaryota, Metazoa, Nematoda, Chromadorea, Rhabditida, Gongylonematidae. The record is from the annotation of a GenBank genome assembly.